AUGCGCGGUAUUGGAUGCAACGGCAGUGUUGCUGGACAGUUGUGUGUUUACAGCGGCAGUGUGGCUGGACAGUUGUGUGUUUACAGCGGCAGUGUUGCUGGACAGUUGCGUGUUUACAGCGGCAGUGUGGCUGGACAGUUGUGUGUUUACAGCGGCAGUGUUGCUGGACAGUUGCGUGUUUACAGCGGCAGUGUGGCUGGACAGUUGUGUGUUUACAGCGGCAGUGUUGCUGGACAGUUGCGUGUUUACAGCGGCAGUGUGGCUGGACAGUUGCGUGUUUACAGCGGCAGUGUUGCUGGACAGUUGUGUGUUUACAGCGGCAGUGUUGCUGGACAGUUGCGUGUUUACAGCGGCAGUGUUGCUGGACAGUUGUGUGCUUACAGCGGCAGUGUGGCUGGACAGUUGCGUGUUUACAGCGGCAGUGUUGCUGGACAGUUGUGUGUUUACAGCGGCAGUGUGGCUGGACAGUUGCGUGUUUACAGCGGCAGUGUGGCUGGACAGUUGCGUGUUUACAGCGGCAGUGUUGCUGGACAGUUGUGUGCUUACAGCGGCAGUGUGGCUGGACAGUUGCGUGUUUACAGCGGCAGUGUUGCUGGACAGUUGUGUGUUUACAGCGGCAGUGUUGCUGGACAGUUGUGUGGUUCUGGACUCUUGGUGUUUACGAUCGCUGAAAACUAUGUUUAG
Procambarus clarkii (red swamp crayfish) is the source of this 684-nucleotide messenger RNA. The record is from RefSeq and is a predicted model, not a curated record. Lineage: Eukaryota; Metazoa; Arthropoda; Malacostraca; Decapoda; Cambaridae.